CUGUGUAAUUGAAGCAACAAGAAAGCCCAAAAUUGGCGUGCAACGAACCUUUGCAAUACGGUUGGAGUUGCUAUAAAGAAAGGAAAACAAACGAAGGUUCUGCGACUUCAAAUGUUCUCAUGCAAUCGAGCUACCAAACCAGCCAAGUGGUUCUUCCCUCUCCUAUUCCACAUAACAUCUCAACUCAAAACUCCACAAAUUCAACCUCUAUACAAAACCCACUGCCUUACAUUGUCAAAAAAUGCAUUACCCUUUUACAAAUCUGCGCCUCUUCCAAAUCAAAACUGAAACAAAUCCAUGCAUUUUCCAUCAGACAUGGUGUCACACCCACAAAUCCAGAAUUUGGCAAACACCUUAUAUACUCCAUAGUCUCCCUAUCAGCCCCCAUGACUUAUGCUCACAACAUCUUCACCCAAAUCCAAACCCCAAAUAUUUUCACUUGGAAUACCAUGAUUAGAGGCUAUGCCGAGAGUCAAAAUCCAAAACCAGCCAUCGAAUUAUAUCACACCAUGCAUUUAAAUUCCAUUGAACCCGACACACACACGUACCCGUUCCUUUUAAAGGCUGUGUCUAAGCUUGUGAACGUUAAAGUGGGUGAGAAGAUACAUUGCAUUACUAUAAGAAAUGGGUUCGAGCCUUUAGUGUUUGUUCAGAAUAGUUUGAUGCAUAUGUAUGCUGCUUGUGGGCGUUACGAGAGUGCACACAAGGUGUUUGCUUGUAUGCGUGAGAGAGAUCUUGUAGCUUGGAAUACUGUGAUUAAUGGGUUUGCUCUUAAUGGGAAACCUGAUGAGGCUUUGAAGCUUUAUAUGGAGAUGGGUUUAAUGGGUGUUGAGCCUGAUGGGUUCACUAUGGUUAGCUUGUUGUCUGCUUGUGCUGAGCUUGGUGGUUUGGCAUUGGGUAAGAGGGUUCAUGGAUAUAUGGUUAAAGUUGGUUUGAAUGAGAAUAUGCAUGCUAAUAAUGCUCUUUUAGACCUUUAUGCGAAGUGUGGGCGUGUUACGGAGGCACGAGAAGUGUUUGAAGAAAUGAAGGUGAAAAAUGUGGUUUCUUGGACUUCUUUGAUUGUGGGAUUGGCUGUUAAUGGAUUCGGAAUGGAAGCGCUCGAGUGUUUUAAGGAGAUGGAGAAGCAAGGAUUUAUGCCUAGCGAGAUUACUUUUGUUGGAGUCUUAUAUGCUUGUAGUCAUUGCGGGCUGGUAAAUGAAGGGUUCAAUUACUUCAAAAAGAUGGAGGGAUAUGGCAUUGUGCCUAGAAUGGAACACUAUGGAUGUAUGGUUGAUUUGUUAGGUAGAUCGGGUUUAGUGAAAGAAGCAUAUGAAUAUAUUCAGAAUAUGGCAUUGCAGCCUAAUGCUGUUAUUUGGAGGACUUUGUUAGGGGCAUGCACGAUACAGGGGAAUUCGGCUUUAGGAGAGAUUGCAAGAGCACAACUCUUGCUUUUAGAGCCAAACCAUAGUGGAGAUUAUGUGCUACUUUCUAAUCUUUAUGCAUCCGAUCAACGCUGGUCAGAUGUGCACAGCUUGAGAAAGACCAUGCUCAGUGAAGGAGUAAGAAAAACUCGAGGGCAUAGCCUCGUCGAGCUUGGAAAUCACGUCCAUGAAUUUGCUAUGGGUGAUAGAAGUCAUCCUCAAAGUGAUGCCAUAUAUGGAAUGUUAGUAAAAAUGUCGAAGAAGCUGAGAUUGGAAGGUUAUGUGCCUCACACAGCAAAUGUGCUUGCAGAUAUAGAGGAAGAAGAGAAGGAAAAUGCUUUGUUUUAUCAUAGUGAGAAGAUUGCGAUUGCUUUUAUGCUCAUUAAUACACCUCCUCGAACCCCAAUCAGUGUCGUCAAGAAUUUGAGAGUAUGCACAGAUUGUCAUUCAGCAAUCAAACUCAUAUCUAAGGUUUACGAUAGAGAAAUUGUUAUGAGGGACUGCAGCCGAUUUCACCAUUUUAGAGACGGUUCUUGUUCAUGUAGAGAUUUUUGGUGAACCAAUGAAUAGCAAAUUAGAAGCUUUUAGUGCGAAAAAAGUUUCAUUCUUUCAUCCAGCUUAACCAAGAUCUUCUGCUAUGUGAUUUGAGCACAAUUGUUUUACACUGUCUACUGUUAGAAGGAACCAACAAAAUUAUUUCUACAGAGAUUAUGGUAUAGCGUAUAGCGUAUGACUAUAUUUCUUAUGCAAAAACAGAAAAGGAUUUUCUACAAAAGAUCAAAAAAGUAAUCCAGCCCUUGCCCGAUUUCCCAAAUGGAGACGCCAGUUCCCCAUAAGCGGGCUUCCUCUAGCCGUAGAGAAAUUGACAUUAAUGAUGGGUAGAACACUACAUGUUUGUUAUCUUCAUCAUCAGUGUAGAGAAAAAAAUGCUCCCCGCUGUUCUUCUCCCAUUGCAAGUUAGGUUUGUGCUUCUCCAACAAAGAAAUGUAAUCUCUCCCGAUAAUAGCUCCACCACCGGAACCUGCAG
Mercurialis annua (annual mercury) is the source of this 2427-nucleotide messenger RNA. RefSeq names its product pentatricopeptide repeat-containing protein At4g21065. The record is from RefSeq and is a predicted model, not a curated record. Bases 120 to 1958 code for a protein of 612 amino acids. NCBI's taxonomy places the organism in Eukaryota, Viridiplantae, Streptophyta, Magnoliopsida, Malpighiales, Euphorbiaceae. The transcript has a single exon. Gene Ontology annotation, molecular function: protein binding; zinc ion binding; RNA binding. Gene Ontology annotation, biological process: RNA modification.